AUGGCCGACGACGAUUUCGCUCCUGGUUGGAUCCCAAAGAGCGCCAUGGACGCUGUGCUGCAAGAGCAGAACCUGAUCCAAGAAUCCGAAAUCGCUGAGCUGGAGAGGGAGCUGGCUGGAAAGCAUAAGAGCAAGGAGAGUUCUAAGAAGGAGAAGAAGGAAAAGAAAAAGAAGUCGAAGUCCGGCAAGAAGAAGGACAAGAAGAAGCGGAAAUCAAAGCAUGAGAAGAAGUCCAAAGAGAAGAAGAAGGAAACCAAGUCCUCUUCCUCUUCCUCCUCCUCCUCCGAUUCAUCCGAUGGAGAGGAUGACGACAGAAAGAAGGAUGAGGGAGGUUCUUGGGCAACGGCACAGGCAGCUCAGGUUGCGAAGACCGAGGUGGUCCAAGACCAUUCCGAGCUCGAUGCUCUUCUCUUCUCCUCGUCCUCAGGCAAGACCUCCAAGGACAAGAAGGAGGAAGGAGACGAAGUGGAGAGGGCAGAGAGGCCCGGGUUCCUGCAGCUGCUGCAAACCAACCCUGAGACCGGGCAGGUUAAGGCUGGUGGGCUGUGGAACCCGAGGCCAUCUGAUUCCAAGGAGGAGGAGAGGAGGGAGGAGAGGCCAACCGCUUCCUCUGGUCAGCCGCAAGUUGGAGAUGGUGGUCUUAGCUGGAAGGAGCUGGCGGAGAGCAGAGCAGAGUCGCUCUCUGAGCUGCAGAAUGUGAGGCUGUGUGAGGCGGAGUCCUCGGCAGCGUCGUCUCGACAGGAGCAUGCAGGGAGAAGGUCGUACCUUGAUGACGUGGGGAGCGGGAGAUCGAGAAAGAAGAUGAAGAGACCAGAUGAAAGCAGGGAACAAGAUGACAUCUGGAAUCGUGAUGGGGAGAAAUCGCUGACAGGAGUGGAUUCUUUCAAUCAAUUUCGCAAUGACGGCUCGUUCCUUGAGACUUUUCUGGCGCAACAAAAGAAGUCGGAGAGUUCUGACAAGCGCCAAGACAAAGAUGAACAUGCACGUGAGCGAAGGGACCGGGAGGAUCGGAGGGACCGGGAGGACAGGAGGGACCGGGAGGACAGGAGGGACCGGGAGGAUCGGAGGGACCGGGAGGAUCGGAGGGACCGGGAGGACAGGCGGGACCAGGAGGAUCGGAGUAGGCCUGGAGACUGGACUUGUCCCCUGUGCAAUGCUUCUGUCUUCGCCUCCAAGACUCAUUGUUACCGAUGCGGAAAGAAGCGAGACAGUUUGUUUCAUGAGAAGGACGCCGAGGAUUUAUCUUCCAAGAAAGGCGGGAGGAAAGAAACUGAAGAGAAGGAAGACAAGAAGCGAACUUCGAGCGAGAUUGUCCGUAACGCUAGAGACGAGAAAGGAGUAGAAGGAGGAGGAGGAGUAGAAGGAGGAGGGGGAGGAGCAGCAGCAGCAGCUCGUGCCGAAGACCAAUCUCUUCCUUCAACCGCCGCCAAUGACCGGGAAGUACCCAAAGCAGCAGAGAAGAAACAGGGAGGAGGAGAGGAGGCGGCGGGAGAUGUGGAGAUGUCGCUGUCAGAACCAUCAGCCCAACUUGAACCGACGCCUGCAAGAGAAGAGAGUAGCACUGCAAGCCAGGAGCCGAGUUUCGAUAUUGAGUUCCUCAAGGGGCUCGACAGAAACAAGCUGGAAGCUCAAGCACUCAAGGUGAAGCAGCGACGGAGAGAGAGGGAGGCGCAGCUGCGGGGAGACAACAAGAAGUACGAGGAGCUGAUGACACAGAUAGCUGCUAUCGACAGGAUGCGAGGAGGGGAGGGGAGGAGGAGGAGGAGGAAGAGGAGGAGGAGGAGGAGGAGGAGGAGGAGGAGGAGAACCGAGAUGAGCGACCAAGAAAAGGCAACAAGAGACCGCAAGAUUCACUUCGAGGCUAAGACUGACCUGGGGAAAGGGCAGCGAGAAAAAUACUUUGCUGACGACGAUAUGACGGUCGAUCAGUGCGACGAAGACACUCUGGACGAGAUCCGAAACUUCAAGAAGUGUUUGCUGCAAACCUUCCACCAGAUGGACAUGGACUGCAUCUUUUUCGAAACAGCUAUCUCCCUCGACCGCAUGCCCCAUGCUUCUGUCGAAUGCGUUCCUCUCGUCCGAGACAAAUCUUCGAACGCUCCCAUGUACUUCAAGAAGGCCAUCAUGGAAGUUGAGAACGAGUUCGAGUCUCAGAACAGAGCGCUGAUAGACACCCGUGGUGUCAAGAAGCUUGCAACCAAGAUCCCCAAGCACAUGCCUUACUUCUCCGUCGAGUUCGGCCUGCAGGGAGGGUUCGCGCAUGUGGUGGAGAACGAGCGGAAGUUUCCCAAGACCUUCGGGGCUGACAUUCUCUGUGGCAUCCUCGGGCUACCAGCCACCAUCACCCAGAGGUGA
Messenger RNA from Guillardia theta CCMP2712, 2355 nucleotides. RefSeq lists its product as hypothetical. Gene Ontology annotation, biological process: mRNA splicing, via spliceosome. The coding region runs from base 1 to 2355 and encodes 784 amino acids. NCBI's taxonomy places the organism in Eukaryota, Cryptophyceae, Pyrenomonadales, Geminigeraceae. Gene Ontology annotation, cellular component: post-mRNA release spliceosomal complex. The transcript has 22 exons. The record is from RefSeq and is a predicted model, not a curated record.